Molecule: messenger RNA, 929 nt
Organism: Sinocyclocheilus anshuiensis
Lineage: Eukaryota; Metazoa; Chordata; Actinopteri; Cypriniformes; Cyprinidae
Exons: 3
Coding region: 66-848 (260 amino acids)
Source: RefSeq, a predicted model, not a curated record
GGUAAAAGGUUUUUAUUUUUCGUAGUUGUUGUACUGAGUGUUGUUGAUGAUAGUUUUGGCUUCAUAUGGAUACUAUUACGAUGCACUUUUUAAGUUUUUCUUUGGCAGUGUUUUUAAGCCUUGGUGUUCAUGACAGCAUUUGGACUGUUGAUGGCUAUAGCUUUGUCAGCAAUGCAGGCAAUCCUGGAUAUUAUAACCCUGAUAUCCCAAAAGAUGUUCGACCCAUGCAGGAUGAUGUUAAACUACUAAGUUUUUACACCAGGUAUGGCCCAGGAGAUGUUGCUGGACCAAUCAGGCCUCGGAGUUCUAGGAAUAUAAUUUAUAGUGCUGCAGUUAAGGCAGGCUAUGGUUCUGGAAGCUACCAUUCUCAGACUGGCUCUUCAGGUGGUCCAGUGACAAGUGGAAGUUCUGGUUCAGAUGCUAGAAGCCAGCUUCAGGACUCUCGACGUGCUUCAGUUGGAAGUGGUAGUCUUGUGGGUAGUGCAGCAGGUAUGGGCAUGUCAGGGUAUGGUGUAAGUCGGUCAGUUAGUGUUCAAGGCUCUGACACUAUCCGUUCUUCCAUGGUCUUGAUGCCAUUGCAGCAAAGUAGUGAUUCUGUUCUUAAGCCAGAGCAGCUAAUUUACCAAAUUCCUCUGCAGACCAGCAAUGACUCUGUGGCAGAGCCCGACAGUCAACAGCUAGUGCAGACAAUCUCCCAGUCCAGCGGUCAGCAAUCGGCACAAGCCAGCUCUGGAACCAUGGCCCAGUCUAGCACCCUACAGUUAACCCAGACCAGUGGCCAACAAUUAGCACAGGCCAGCUCCCAGUCUGCAAGGCAGUCAAAUAGAGCGCCCCUUGAGCCUCAGUGAGAUCGACUUUGGCAAACUGGUUCUAGGCUUUUUUCAGGUUCCAGGCCAGUUCAGGAUGCAAGCUUUGGCUAUUUCAAGACU